Molecule: messenger RNA, 4425 nt
Organism: Astyanax mexicanus (Mexican tetra)
Lineage: Eukaryota; Metazoa; Chordata; Actinopteri; Characiformes; Acestrorhamphidae
Gene: slc16a9a
Product: solute carrier family 16 member 9a
Exons: 6
Coding region: 186-1652 (488 amino acids)
Biological process (GO): transmembrane transport; monocarboxylic acid transport
Molecular function (GO): monocarboxylic acid transmembrane transporter activity
Source: RefSeq, a predicted model, not a curated record
UGCUGAGCAGAUCCCACACUCAUGGUCAACAUGAGCUGUAAAGCCUCUGAAACAUAAAAAAAAAAAUCUUCUUAACUAGUCCAGGGGGACCACUGAGAGCUGGAGGAGAGAAAACUGUUUUGGGGGGUCCCUGCGCACGUGGGUGCGUGUGUUCAAUCUAGCCCCUGUGUGGUCCAGCUGAGGCCAUGGCUUCGUCUCUGGACGGCGGCUGGUCCUGGGUCAUCGUGCUGGCCUCCUUCAUGGCCCAGCUGCUGGCGUUUGGCUCGCCCCAGUCGGUGGGAGUCCUGUACCCGGAGUGGCUCAACGCCUUCCAUGAGGGCAAGGGCACCACCGCGUGGGUGGGCUCCCUGGUGUCAGGAGUGGCACUCAUUGCAAGUCCGCUGUGCAGUGCGUGUGUGGAUAAUUUUGGUGCUCGGCCGGUCACUAUCUUCAGUGGAGUGAUGGUGGCGGGGGGGCUGAUGCUCAGCGCCUUCGCUCCUAACGUCUCCUUCCUCAUCUUCUCCUACGGCAUCGUCGUCGGAAUGGGCUGUGGUCUUGUCUAUGCAGCUACUCUGACCAUCACCUGUCAGUAUUUUGACAAGAGGCGUGGCCUCGCACUGGGCAUUGUUACCACAGGGACCAGCGCCGGGGGCUUUCUGUACGCCACAGCGCAGAACGAGCUGAUUGAGCUGUUCGGAUUGGACGGCUGCCUGCUGAUUGUCGGCGCUCUGGCUCUGAACCUGAUGGCAUGCGCCGGCCCCAUGCGCCCCUUAAACCUUCCUGGUUAUUACCUCAAACAGAAGGCCGCUCUGGAGCACAAGGACGGACCACUCUACGAGAAGCCCAUCGUCAUCAUUGACUCCAGUGCCACGGAAAGCUCCGCCCACAAGUCACCAGUAAAGGAGCUCCUGAUUUCAAUGGAGACUGGCGAACCGGGGGCAGAGCCUGUGUGUACUCAAGUGGUACGGGUCAUCAAAAGGCGCCUCCGGCCGCAGGUGGAAUACCUUCACACGAUGGGGGAAUAUUUCCAGGACCGCACCUUCACGGCCUUCUGCAUCUCCUUAUUCCUCUUCAGCCUGGGAGCUUUCCCACCUGUACUGUUCAUGGAGGACGUGGCCCAGAGCGAGGGCCUCAUUGAGCAUGUGGCCAUCAUUCCACUUGUUUCCAUAGUUGCCAUGGCAACCGGAGUGGGCAAGUUGAUUCUCGGAGCCCUGGUGGACAUGAGGUGGGUGAGCGGCCUGCUCCUCUAUGCCCUGACGGUAGUGGGCACUGGUGUGGCGCUGCUGCUGGUGCCAGGGUGGAAGAGCUACCUGGGACUGCAGGUGCUUUCUGCUGCUCUCGGCUUUUUCUCGGGCAACUGGUCGCUCACGUCCUACAUCACCACUCGCAUCGUAGGCAUCGAGCGCCUCAGCCAGGCUCAUGGUGUCCUCAUGUGCUUCGGGGGCUUUGGGAUCAUGUUGGGACCUCCUGUCGUAGGCUGGUUCUACGACUGGACCCAGUCAUACGACCUGGCGUUCUACUUCAGUGGGUGCUGUGUGGUGCUGGGAGGCCUGAUUCUGUUUCUGGCUGCCCUGCCCUGCUGGGACCAGAGGGAGAAAGCGAGGAAUGUUCCUGAGAUUGAUCCAGAUAAACAAAACCCAUCUGACUGUGAUAAAGUGGCUUCUGUGGCCUGAAGUGCAGGAUCAGCCAAGUACACACUUCAGACUUAGCCUAAUUAUAGUCAGUCCAACCAUGCUUGGUGCAGGGCUCCCGAGUGGGGUGACUGUCUAAGCGCUUGGUCUGUCUAGGUAUCACUGGGAGAUCAUCGGUCAGUCUUUAGUGAUGCCACAGCCCUCCGUGACUGGGAAUCGCAGAGAGCAUAACUGGACUCACAGCUUUCAGAUUCUAGUACUGCUUUUGGAUUUGUCUGUAUUUCUAUUACAUUUAUUAGCUUUAUCUCCAGUUUAGCUCCAGUGUAAAACUAAACACACAGCCUAUGUAUUUUCAAACAGCUGUGUGAUUUUUUUUUUUUUUUUUUUUUUGGCUAAACCACAAAAGUUUAGAGUAGCACUGGAGCCUGCCCUCUAGCCCUGACCCUUUCCUUAUUGCAAUGCCUUACUGCAGCCAAAUAGUUCAGUAUAUAUUGCAGUAUACUGUAAUGCUUUAAUUUAUCUUCUUUCUUUCUUUAUUUCUUGCUUUACCAGUAAGCCUGGCUAGCUCUAGCUAGACAACUCUUUUUCAGUGCCAGAUUUGACCAGAGAAACACACAAAAAGACUGAUUUUUCACUGAUUUUGAAUGCAAUUUGUAUGUGUUUGUAUAGUUUCUAGAGAUGUUUUAAUUUUAGUAUGUAUCUAUUUUAUGUAUCUCGUACCUGUAAACUAAUAAUUACUGCCUCAUUUAUGGAGGCCCAUCAGCAGUGGCAACAGUGUACUAGUAGUCAGUUAGCAGACAGUGGGUUUUCAACAUUUGAGGAGCCUUUGUUCAGUCUUGCCAGACACAACGUGGAGUCCAAGCACUGUAGCCUGGAAGACGUCUGGAAUCAAGACUUGUGACACAAGCAAUGUGACACAGUAAAGACAAUCCGGGAAUUUAACGCCGCAAUGAGACGUUAACAAGAAAAGGCCUUAGACUGUUCAGAUGAGCAGUGGAACGCCCAGUGUUCACUGCUGGGCUGUCUCGCUCCACCACCUGCGCCAAAUUCCAUCUCCAAAGAUUUAAGGUGGUGGGAAUCAUCCAGGGAAUGUUGACAGAGACUGGAAUCAUGUAGGGAAUCCGUUUUAGGGCAUUUUCACAUUUAUAUUUGGUUUGCUCUGGCCUGUGUCAGUUAACAUUUACCCCUUGGUUUGGUUUGUUACCACAAAGAAGAUAAAAAAGAUGCAAGUGCACAAAAAAACACACGUCACAACAAACCAUGAUAUGUGAUACGUGAUACCUCUCCUUUUUUAUUUUUACUGGUGGGACCUGUCUGGAGCAAAGAAAGAAAAUAAAUACAAGAAGAAGGUCCUGUGUUCUGGACUAGUGUAUACCGUAUUUUUACCCUACAAAUAAACGUCUAUUUUCUGGUCUAACAAUCCUAAAAAAAGUUAGACAAGUCAAACAAGCAUUGGAUGUUAAUCUACAAAGAAUUCUCUUCUUAAAACUGUUUAUUUGGGUGGGUAAAGCGCUUCCAUUUAUUUACAGUAAACUUAGAUUUACUUAGAGUGGCUAACUGCUAUCAGGGAAUGCUAAUGUUGCUCCAGCAGUGCUAGCUGGGGUUAACAGCAAGCUACAGACAGAUAAUACUCACCUCUGAAUGGCUAAAGAGCUUGUGCUUAGCGCCAUUAGCGGCUAAAGCUAAUACUGCUGGAGAACUUUACUGAAACUCCUGUAUAACGCUGCACUUCAGUGGAGUGGCUUUACUGUUCCUUACAACCUGACUGGUAAAAUUCACACAUAAAGUGUGCCUUAUAGUGUAAAAACAUAUUAUCUCAGACCUGCAGAGUUCUCAGCACAAACAAACCGGACAUUUAGUUAAUUCAACCAAGUAUUGGAUCACCUUAAGUGUCUCAGUGUGUUUAGUCUACAGAGUUUGAUCUACAUCCAAGUGCAAUUACCGUAUUUACACCCGCCCAAAGAAACCAGUUUGUGAAAAUUUCUAAUUGAACCAGAGAACAUGAAAAAAAUCAGUUGCGAAAAUGCCCUUAAAGGCCCAGUCAAGAGCUCUUAGCUCUUUCAUAACCAGAGAAUCAGAAAAUCUGCUACCUGUUGACUGGUUCCUCACGGCGUUGAAAAGUCCGACACAGUUUUUUCUCCCAGUCCAAGACAUACUUGAUGUGCUCAGUUAGAAUAUUUUAUUUUUUGGCCUCGUCACAACAGUCGACAGACCAAACAUGUCUUGCUCGCGUUUGACUUAAGAGGAAAACUUGAUGUGUGAUUUUGACUUUUCACAACUCUUCUAUCUGCUCUUCAAGCACACAGAUCUUACAUUAUCAUCCAUUAUGUCCUUCUCCUCGUGAUUCCUCCUACUUUUAUUCCUUCAGUGUUAAACCAAAGUUGCUGGUGGACUGAACUGUUCCUAUGCCACAGUCCACCACUCAUGCAUUAUGCCUGACCAGCAAACAGCCUUACUGUAAAAACAAACUCAGCAAGGUGCUUCAAAGGGAUGUUUCAGUGAUGCCUUAGAAGGAUUGUCCAUAUCCAUAUCUGUAUUUUGUAUAGAGCUUGAGCCUUAACGUAUGUGUACGGUAUAGUGUGUAUUCUCUGUGCAACUGCAUGCACCAAACUGUGACCCCACAUCGUAUACCAUACCAUAAUGUCCACCUAUAAGAAACAUGUUUUUUGUGUCAUCGCUCAAAUGACCACUUGAAGCACCUUUAUUUUUAUCUUUAUUAAGUAAAGGAAGAGCCGCAGCAUGUUUGUUACUACUGUACUUUACCAGGUGAACAACCACACAAAUAAAACUGAGGAUUAGCAAUUCAGUCACAGAU